Molecule: messenger RNA, 2662 nt
Organism: Colletotrichum destructivum
Lineage: Eukaryota; Fungi; Ascomycota; Sordariomycetes; Glomerellales; Glomerellaceae
Product: Putative U3 small nucleolar RNA-associated protein
Exons: 1
Coding region: 644-2446 (600 amino acids)
Biological process (GO): rRNA processing
Cellular component (GO): small-subunit processome; Pwp2p-containing subcomplex of 90S preribosome
Molecular function (GO): protein binding
Source: RefSeq, a predicted model, not a curated record
CCGCUGCCUGGCGUCGUUGUGAAAUGAUGAAUGAACUCUACCGGGAACCCAACUCGGCACACAGAUACAGAAGUUCAUUCUCUGUCGUUAUUGCUUACCGUCUGAGCUUCGGCAAGUGGCGAGUUGAUGGAUUUGUUUUUCAUAGUGCAUAUCGCGUGCUCAACAUAGGUCGCUCCUCAUGAGCCUCAUCCCUUUUCUCAUAUUGCCAUGAGUUCCGAGGUGUACACCAGGCCUUCUAGUCGACCAGACAACCAACAGAUCGAAGAUAAGAAGAAUCAGGAUGUCUGGAAAACCUUCCACAUCGUUGGUUCCGUAAACGAAAGUUGGUUUCACACCUGUAUUGGUGAACACUGGCCAGUUGAUGCAAUGUUGAAAAUGGGAGGAAGGGAGUGAAGCAUAUGGAAUUAAUAAGGCGGGGUCGGAUGCCCCGCAUGUCAGCCUCGCAUCCGAGACAGUUUCAUUGGUUAGAUUAUCUUGAUGGCUUGGAUCCCAGCCCAAUCACUGGCUAUGACCAUCUGCAAGGCUGAAAGACCCAGUAAAAAAAUUCUGGACGUCCUCUGCAAGCCGCCUUCCUGUUCCCAUCUUGGUCCGUUGGUGCGCUUCACGACCGAAAAUCCUUGUCAAACACACCCAACCCGCGACAAUGGCAAAAGACCAACCGUUCGAGCAGUUUUCCGACGAGGAGGAGGAGGAGGAGGUGACUUCUUCGGAGGAGUCCGAGCUCGAGGAGGAGACGCCCCGCCAGCGCAAACCGAAGCCCGUUUUCGACGAGAAGGAUUCCGAUGAGGAGGAGCUCGAGAAGCUGGUCUUGGGAGGGAAGGCCGACUUUCGUGAACAGCUCUUCCGGAACGAUGUACUCGGCGAUAUCGAACGACUGGAGAAGGAGCAGAAACUGCAGCUCACCAAGCCCGACGAUCCUACACUAGAGGACGUUGCCGACCACGACCUCUUCUUCCUCGAUACCGGCGUGCCCACGGCCAAGGGCUCCCAGGCCAGCAAAGCGGCCAACCAAGAACAGACAGCCGCAGAAGGCGCGCCUGCGUGGGAAGACAGCGACGACGAGCGGUUGACGGUCUCUCUGGCGACCGCGACGAGGUUACGGAAGCUACGCCUCACCGAGGCUGAGGAUGUGGUCAGCGGCGCCGAGUACAGCAGGAGACUGAGAACACAGUUCCUCCGCCUGAACCCCCUGCCGAAAUGGGCGCAAGAUUCCGAAGAGGGCCGGCCCGCCAAGAGAAGAAGACGCUCAUCCGCCGCCGCUACCGCCUCCGACUCCUCAAUCAGCUCUGACGAAGAGGGCGACGACAGCAGCGACACGGAGCUGUCCGCCGCGCCCCUCGACAAGUUCCUCCGCGACGUCCGUCGCCUCGCCGGCAGGGACGCCACAGGCAAGACCCGCCUCAGGCCCGAGGUCAUCGACAUCCAGCGCACCCGCGAGAUCCCCGACACCCACAAGGCCGCCGUCAACAACCUGUCCUUCCACCCGAAAUACCCCGUCCUCCUCUCCUCCAGCGUCUCGUCCGUGCUGUACCUGCACCACCUCAACCCGACGGCCCACCCGACGCCGAACCCGAUGCUCACCUCGGUGCAGGCCAAGGGCGUCGAUGUCCGCCGCGCCGAGUUCCUGUACCCGGCGGGCGACCAGAUCUUCUUCGCCGGCCGGCGCAAGUUCUUCCACAGCUGGGACCUCGAAUCCGGCCACGUGCAGAAGACGAGCCAGAUCCAGGGCCACCGGCUCGAGCACAAGACCAUGGAGAGGUUCAAGCUCAGCCCCUGCGGGCGGUACAUGGGCCUCGUGGCGUCGACGAGAAAGGGCGGCGGCAUCAUCAACAUCGUCAGCACCGAGUCGAGGCAGUGGAUCGCCGCCGCGCGGCUCGACAGCCGGCACGGUAUCGCCGACUUUGCGUGGUGGAGCACCGGCGACGGCCUCUCGAUCCUCGGCAAGGACGGCUCCGUCGGCGAGUACAGCAUGGAGGAGCGCAAGUUCCUCGCAGUGUGGCGCGACGAGGGCUGCGUGGGCGGCAUCGUCAUCGCGCUGGGCGGCCACCGGGGCCCGGAGCUCCUGGGCGACGACCGCUGGGUCGCCGUCGGGUCCAGCAGCGGCAUCACCAACAUCUACGACCGCGAGACGCUCGUCAAGACGUCCAAGACGGGCGAGGUCAGCGUCGAGACGCAGCCCGAGCCGGCGCGCCGCUUCGAGCAGCUGGUCACGCCCAUCACGGUGCUGACCUUCUCGCCCGACGGCCAGCUGCUGGCGUUCGGCAGCAGGGAGACCAAGGACGCGCUGCGCCUCGUCCACCUGCCCAGCUGCACCGUCUACAGGAACUGGCCCACGGCGCAGACGCCGCUGGGCAGGAUCACGUGCGUGGCGUUCGGGCGGAGCAGCGAGCUCCUCGCGGUUGGUAAUGACACGGGCAAGAUUAGAAUGUGGGAGAUACGGAGUUAGAGAGAGAGAGAGAGUCGUCAUCGGAGUAAAUGGAACUGUGUGUUAUUGCAAGGCCAUCUUGAAAUCCAUUAACAGGCAUCCCAAAACUUCACCAUCCUUCUUCAUGUCAGAGAGACGGCCAUCCGCCGUUCCACUAUCCAUCUUGCCAGGGCUAUGACCCUCAUAUCUCCAUUGAGCUAUAACCUUGUUCCUCGCCAUGCUGUAGGCUCUAUCGCU